UAAAAAGCCACUGCUGGUACGAAAUAUUUCAUCAAGACUUUGAAAAUGGCUGAGCCAAAAGGCCGACCAGUUGGAGGCACAGAGACCAGCUGGUGUCACGCCGUGCCUGGCGGCACCGGCAUCACGGUGCUAGCCCUUCAUGCCUCGAAACCCCCGGAUGUGCUCAAUCUCCAAACUGCCCUCCUUAAAGUCCAAAACUCCCACCCCAUCCUCAACUCAAGGCUCCAUACAAACCCCAAAACAAACACACUCUCCUUUGUCCCAUCCCCCACUCCCUAUGUCCAAAUCAAAUCGUUCAGCCUCUCUUCAACUUUGGAAAUCCUUGAAACCCUCUACAGCCCAAUUAGCAACCCCUCAGUCUCUGCUUUUCACCUGAUCCUUGAGCAUGAGCUGAACCAAAACCCUUGGCAGCUGAAGAACACUACAUGCACAACUGACCAAGACAUGUUCUUCGCAAGCAUCUAUGCUCUGCCAAGCGCCACGUGGGUCGUGGCGCUGAGGCUUCAUGUCUCAGCGUGUGACCGUACCACGUCAGUGUCUUUUCUGAGAGAGGUGGUGGGGUUGAUGGGUGGUGGAGACGAAGGGAGAGAGGUGAAUAUGGAAAUUGGGAACAAAGGGGAUGUCAAUUUGGGAAUUGAGGAUCUUAUUCCUUGUGGGAAGGGUAAGAAGGCUAUGUGGGUACGUGGAAUGGACAUGCUUAGUUACUCUGUUAAUUCCCUGAGGCUGACUAAUAUGAAAUUCACCGACACCAAAUCGGCUAGGGUUUCUCGGGUGGUGAGGCUGCAGAUGAAUGAAGAUGACACUCAGAGGGUUCUCAAUGGAUGCAAGACAAGAGGGAUUAAAUUAUGUGCAGCAUUGGUGGCUGCUGGUUUGAUGGCUGUGGAUGAUUAUCGUCUGGAAAAUCAGAAGAAGUACGGUGUAGUGACACUCACUGAUUGUCGAUCCAAUCUCCAUCCAGCUCUUUCACAUAAACAUUUUGGAUUUUACCACUCUGCCAUCCUCAACACCCAUGCUACUAAAGGAGGAGAAACUCUAUGGGAGCUGGCCAACAAAACCUACAGGGCCUUUGCAAGCUCUAAGAGCAACAACAAGCACUUCUCAGACAUGGCUGACCUCAACUUCCUGAUGUGCAAGGCCAUCGACAACCCUACCUUGACCUCGUCGUCUUCCUUAAGAACAUCGUUCAUGUCAGUGUUUGAGGACCCAGUGAUUGAUGAUUCAAACGACAAGCAGAGAGAGCUGGGGCUGGAGGAAUACAUGGGGUGUGCUUCAGUGCAUGGCAUUGGCCCUUCCAUUGCAAUCUUCGACACGAUCAGAGAUGGACGGCUGGAUUGUGUUUGUGUGUACCCAGCACCAUUGCACUCUAGAGAGCAAAUGCAGGGGUUGGUUGAUGACAUGAAGACAAUUCUUGUGGGUUGUGAUGGCAAUUAAUGUAGAAUGG
This is a messenger RNA of Prunus mume (Japanese apricot), 1441 nucleotides long. NCBI's taxonomy places the organism in Eukaryota, Viridiplantae, Streptophyta, Magnoliopsida, Rosales, Rosaceae. The record is from RefSeq and is a predicted model, not a curated record.